AGGGAUUUUACUGGACCCAAAGCCCCAGAAAGUCACCCGGCCUCGGGGCCCCAACCGUCAGGCUCUUUUUUCCAAUUCCCCCCAGCCGCCGGCCCUCCCAGCCUCUGCAGCCACGCUGCUGAUUCUGGGGACCUGGCGACCUAGGACUGCGACCAGGAUCCUGGAAGGCCCCUCUGCACACCGCCAGAGAGCCCGAGCCUCUGCUGGAAGGAAGAGGGGAGGCGAGACGCCACAGGACACCCCUGCAUGCUUCCCAGGAUUAAGAACCUGUUUAUGAAGCAGCUUAUUUCGUGACCGAAGCUCCGCGGUCAGUGAGACGUCAAUGGCCCGACUUCCCCCUGGCAUUCGCUUCAUCGUCUCGUUCUCCAGGGAUCAGUGGUACAGAGCCUUCAUUUUUAUUUUGACAUUUUUGCUGUAUGCAAGUUUUCACUUAUCUCGAAAGCCUAUCAGCAUAGUUAAGGGUGAGCUGCACAGCUACUGCACGGCUUCAUAUGAGGGGGAGGUCGGAUUCAACAGCCGGAGCCAGAAAGCCGGGGACACCCCCGCUCACCAGCUCCCCGACAACGGGACCGACUGCGGCUGGGCCCCAUUUGAUCAGGGCAACUACCAGCAGCUUCUCGGCGCCCUGGACUACUCCUUCCUGUGUGCGUACGCCGUCGGCAUGUACCUGAGUGGCAUAAUAGGGGAACGCCUGCCAAUUAGGUAUUACCUAACUUUCGGAAUGGUGGCCAGUGGCGCUUUUACUGCCCUGUUUGGGGUGGGGUAUUUCUACAACAUCCACAGUUUUGGAUUCUACGUGGUGACCCAGAUCGUCAACGGACUGGUGCAGACCACCGGCUGGCCCAGCGUCGUGACCUGCCUCGGCAACUGGUUUGGAAAAGGGAGGCGAGGUUUGAUCAUGGGGGUCUGGAAUUCCCACACGUCUGUGGGCAACAUUCUGGGGUCCUUGAUCGCUGGCUACUGGGUGUCCACAUGCUGGGGCCUGUCCUUCGUUGUGCCUGGGGCCAUCGUGGCAGCCAUGGGGAUGGUGUGCUUUCUCUUUCUCAUUGAACAUCCGAAGGACAUCGCCUGUUCCUCCUCCCUGGUCGUGCAUCCAAAAGGCUACGAGAACGGCACGCACAGAUUUCGGCUGCAGAAGCAAGUGCUAACCGAGGAGAGGAACAAACCUCUGGACCCAGAGAUGCAGUGCUUACUGCUGUCGGAUGGAAAGCGCUCCGGCCAACAGAACCACGUGGUCAUUCUCCCGGCAGACGGCGGGGGCGGCGGCGCGGCCAUCAGCUUCGUAGGGGCCUUGAAAAUUCCCGGCGUGAUAGAGUUCUCUCUGUGUCUACUGUUUGCCAAGUUGGUCAGCUAUACUUUCCUCUUCUGGCUUCCACUGUACAUCACAAAUGUAGAUCACCUUGAUGUGAAGAAGGCCGGCGAGCUCUCCACCUUGUUUGAUGUGGGCGGGAUCUUCGGUGGGAUCCUGGCAGGUGUGAUCUCCGAUCGACUGGAGAAGAGGGCCUCCACCUGCGGCCUGAUGCUGCUGCUUGCAGCCCCGACGCUCUACGUAUUCUCUGCCAUCAGCAAAAUGGGUCUAGAAGCCACCAUCGCCAUGCUACUCCUCAGCGGGGCCCUGGUCAGCGGGCCGUAUGCACUGAUCACGACCGCCGUCUCCGCCGACCUGGGGACUCAUAAGAGUCUGAAGGGAAACUCCCACGCCCUGGCCACCGUGACCGCCAUCAUUGACGGAACUGGGUCUGUAGGAGCAGCGCUGGGCCCGUUGCUGGCCGGGCUCCUCUCCCCGUCGGGAUGGAGCAACGUGUUCUACAUGCUGAUGUUUGCAGACGCCUGUGCCUUAGUGUUCCUGCUCCGCCUCAUACACAAGGAGCUGAGCUGCCCGGGGUCGGCGACAGGAAACCAAGCUCUGUUUAAGGAGCAUUGACCCCUCGAGUCCCGUGGAGGCAGGCUGGGCCAGUCCUUCACAAACUGUCUUUCAAGGAAGAGUUCAAAUAAAGGAGCCUGUGUUGAAAAGAGUGAUUUCCCCUUGCCUUUUGCACAUUCACCUGGGAAAGACACACAAGCCACCUGGAGAAAUCCUGGUACUGUGUCAGCCGGGCCGUGGAGCUCC
This is a messenger RNA of Kogia breviceps (pygmy sperm whale), 2110 nucleotides long. It is a transcript of the gene SLC37A1, whose product is annotated as solute carrier family 37 member 1. Gene Ontology annotation, molecular function: glucose 6-phosphate:phosphate antiporter activity. Lineage: Eukaryota; Metazoa; Chordata; Mammalia; Artiodactyla; Physeteridae. Gene Ontology annotation, cellular component: endoplasmic reticulum membrane. The record is from RefSeq and is a predicted model, not a curated record. Gene Ontology annotation, biological process: glucose-6-phosphate transport; phosphate ion transmembrane transport.